CACUACCACUCACCAGUUUUCAAGUUAUAACCACUCUUUAAAUCUAUCUAUCCGAGGAUUAAUUCGAGAUGGCAGCUUAUGCAGCUUUGGCUUCUCUCUUGAACACCAUUCAGCAGAUGAUGACCCAUCCUACCCUUUCCACUUCUUUCCACAACAAUCAGAUCCGAUCUCUUCAGGAGAAGGCUGCUUUGCUGCUCGAUUUCAUAGAGACCUAUAAUUAUGGUGGUGGAGUUAGCCAAGAAGCACAAGAUCUCGAAAGCCUAAUCACAUCUGCUGCUCAUACAGCCCAAGAUAUGAUUGAAUCUCACAUCGUCAAUCAACUCCUUCCUCUUUCAGCUGAUAACAGGGAAUUAACUUUCAGUUUCUCACUCUAUCUACAGAAUAAAAAGGCAAUUGAAAAUAAAAUUACACCUGUAGCUGGAGAUGGAUGCAGGAUCAAUUUCAUGCAGCUCAUUAAAAAUCAAUUGGAGAGAAAAAAGGAGCAAUUGAAGAGAAAAAUGCACCAAGCAGACCUCAGGUGCUUGGAGUAUCUGCGGCAGAUAAUAGAAGACAUGGGUGCUAUCAUCGACAAGUCCAAUCAAUUGAAGGAGAAGCAGAGAUUCAGAGAGGAGCAUUCAACACCUCCUCUUACUCUUAGUCUUACUCAGACCAGAGAAGAAACUGCUAUGGUGGGAUUUGGUGAUGAGUUGAUUCAACUUCUUGACGAGCUCACCGGUCAUCGAUCCAAUCUGCAUAUCAUCUCAAUCGUCGGUAUGGGCGGCAUGGGUAAGACUACUCUUGCCAAACAUAUUUAUGCUAAUCAACUCAUCAUUGAACACUUUCAUAUUCGUGCUUGGGCUACCAUUUCUCAACAAUACGAUGCUAAACAAAUUCUUCAACAACUAGUUUCUAGCCUAGGAAAAUCCUCCAAUAAAAAUGUAGAUGAAUUAGGAGAACAAUUACAUAAAACUUUAUCUGGUAGGAGAUAUUUGAUCAUUUUAGACGACAUAUGGAGUGUCGAAGCUUGGAAUGAAGUGAGGUGUUUCUUUCCCGAUAAUGGAAGUGGAAGUCGGAUUGUUCUAACUACUAGGUUGUCAGAUGUAGCUAACAAUUGUGGCUCUUCUUGCUUUUUGAAGAAUCUUCUAGAUGAGAAUGAAAGUUGGGAGUUAUUCUGUAAGAAGGCAUUCCAAAAUGAAAAUUGCCCCAGUGAACUUGAGGAAAUUGGAAGGAAGAUUGUUAAAUUAUGCAAUGGACUAGCAUUGUCCAUUGUUGUGAUCGGGGGGAGACUUUUAAAGUCUUCUAGGACCGUAGAAUAUUGGAAGAGUGUUGCUAAAGAUAUAGAAUUAAGUCCCAAUUCAAAAGAGAAGCAAGAAAGCUUAGAUGUAUUAUUUUCAAGUUAUAACCACUUGCCUCCUCAUCUAAAGCCUUGCUUUCUUUAUAUUGGAGUUCUUAAACUUACUCCUUAUCAUAACCUCCAUAUCUCGAGAAUCAUCCAACUUUGGGUUGGUGAGGGAUUUUUGAAAUCAAAUGGAGGCCGAGUUUUGGAAGAGACUGCAGAGGAUUACUUGAAGGAACUUAUUGACAGAAAUCUGAUAUUAGUUGAGAAGCGAAGUAAAAAUGGGAAGAUGAAAUGUUUUGGUAUUCAUGAUCUUUUAAGAGACCUAUGCUUAAAAGUAGCAGAGCAACAAGGGUUUUUUCAUGUGAUCUCUCAAGGCCCUGCACUAGGCACAGAACACAUAUAUCACAUUAAUGCUCGCUGGUGGGAGUGGCAAACUUCCAAUUCUUUCGGGGUGAGACAAACCACCAGACUUCCACUAGCACGCACUAUAUUGGAAUGUGAUUUUCCUCGUGAGACUUAUAGAAAACCAUUAGGGUGUGUUAACUUGCGGUACCUUGCUCUGUGCUACCCUGGUGACCGGGAUGUGGUGAAGUUACCUAGUGUACUAUCCUUGGUAUGGAAUCUUCAUGCUUUAAUCUUUCGGAAACCUUCACGGAACGUUUUGCAAUUUAUUGCACCAAUUGAAAUUUGGAAGAUGCGACAACUUAGGCAUAUCGAGUGUGGUGGAAUUUACCUUCCUCAUCCCGAUGGACAAGAUGAGUUGUUAAUCUUGGAAAAUCUUCAGACGCUUGGGAAUGCAGUGAAUUUGAGGUUGAGUGAGGAUGUGUGCAACAUCAUUCCCAACAUCAAGAAAUUGAAUCUUGAAUAUCGUAAGUUUGUAGGAUGGGAUGAUAGUUUGAUGGAGUGUUUGUGUAAUCUUGAUCGCUUGCAUAAACUUGAAUCACUCAAACUGAGAUGCGAUAGUGGAUUGUACUGGGAUUAUAAGAUGAAUGAGAUACUCACAUUUCCGAGUUCGCUAAACAAGUUGUCCUUGAGUGGUUUAAAAUUUGAAUGGGAAGAUCUGACAGUGGUUGGUUCAUUGCCCCUCCUAGAAGUUCUCCAGGUACAAUUUAAUAACGGGUGGAGAAGCACAUGGAGUCCUGUUGAUGGGCAAUUUCUACGACUCAAGUUCUUAAAAAUUGAUGACUGUGAUCUGGUAUGUUGGAAUGCAGAUAGUUGUCAUUUCCCAAAUCUGGAAAAGCUUAUUCUUCAUGCUAUGCGGUACUUGGAAGAGAUCCCAUGGGGUAUUGCUUUGAAAAUAAAAGAUGAGCAGCUCCAGUGUCAGGAAAAUGAUGACCUUCAAAUCCAAAUUCGUGUCGACAAAGAUAAACUGGAGAGCUUCAUGGCAAUGGUGGAAACAGAGGGCUUAAGUUUGACACUCAAUAAUGUUCAAUUUAGUCGAUUUGGUUGAUCUUCUUCCUUUUGUGUGGUACACAUCUUGUGAUGUGAGGAAUAAAUCUUAAUCCUGUCAUGAUUUGUUUGUGUGCUGCCAUCCAAAACUACAAAUUAUUGUUCCAUAUAAUUUUAUCAGACUAACUAAAUGGUUUGAUUCAU
This is a messenger RNA of Salvia miltiorrhiza (redroot sage), 2911 nucleotides long. Its product is annotated as putative late blight resistance protein homolog R1A-4. NCBI's taxonomy places the organism in Eukaryota, Viridiplantae, Streptophyta, Magnoliopsida, Lamiales, Lamiaceae. Gene Ontology annotation, biological process: defense response to other organism. The coding region runs from base 69 to 2768 and encodes 899 amino acids. Gene Ontology annotation, molecular function: ADP binding. The transcript has 2 exons. The record is from RefSeq and is a predicted model, not a curated record.